UUUUUUGUCCAACAGGCUGUCCGACUGUCUGAUUACACGAUUGUCCGACGCGAACUAGCUGAAUGGCUAGCAGGAAAAUGUAUGCCGAAUUUCAGUCGGUAUUUAGCAUGGAAAGAUAACGCUCGUGUUCUGCCUAUAAUCCAUAAAAGUAAAAAGUCGAACGUAUGGAAUUCAGGAAAGUGCCAGCUAAACACUUUCACAUCUCACAAUGAAGAGCUUCAGUGCUAAAGAAAAAGAACCCCUACGCAUAUCGAUUGGUAAUGGCGAUCUGCGAAAGAACCCGCCGCUCAACCGGGUCACAACGACCAAGUACACCUGGCUGACCUUUAUCCCACUGAACUUUUACGAGCAGUUUCGACGGGCCGUAUACUUUUACUUCCUGCUGAUCACGAUUGUAUCAUUUUUCGUUAAUGAUACUAUAUCUCCCUUAACAUCACUGCUGCCCCUGCUCUUCGUCAUGAUUGUGACCGCACUGAAGGAGGGUCUGGAGGAUUAUUCCCGGUCGAAAAAUGAUAAAAUUGUGAACACAACUAAAGUUUCCGUUAUGCGCAAUGGCAAGGAACAUCGAAUCGAUUCGGAAUUCAUAGUGCCGGGAGAUCUUGUGGUAGCAACUAGUGCCAGCUAUGUGCCAUGCGACAUGAUAUUACUUCACUCGUCGGGAUCAGAGAACAUGUGCUUUGUGAACACGGCCAACUUGGACGGCGAGACCAAUCUGAAACCGAUAUUCGGACCACCCAACUACACUUACGAUCUGGCCGAGCACAGUAGGCGCUUCGGUUGCAUCGUUUGCGAACCAUCGACGCCCGACCUCUACAGCUUCAAUGGACGCCUCGAAGUGGAAGUCACAGCCGAGGCAGAGGUCAGCCCGGAGCCAAUACCACUGGGAAUCGAGAACCUGUUAUUGCGUGGUGUGCGCAUCAGGGGCCAGGAGCGAGUGGUGGGCUGUGCCAUUUACACGGGCAUGACCACAAAACUCCAGCUAAACAGCCGGUAUACGGGCAACAAAUCGGCGUCCAGCGAAAAAUACAUAAACAAAUUCAUCAUUGCGCUCAUUGUGGGAAUGGUAGUUGUUGUCUUUAUACUCUACCUGAUCGAACGGCAAAAGGCGGCCAACGUUUAUCCGGCUAUACACUACUUGGGACCGCCCCCAGACUACAAUGCGAUUUUACAAAUCUUUGAGGACUUUUUAUCAUUUCUGAUUUUGUUUAACUACAUGGUGCCGAUUUCAAUGUAUAUGAAUAUUGAAUUGUAUCGUGUUUUUGGUGCUCUAUUUAUGAGAUCCGAUCUGAGUUUGUACGAUGAAGAGACCGAUGAACCCUGUGGAGUAAAUGCAUCGAACUUGAAUGAAGACUUAGGCCAAAUCAACAUUCUGUUUUCGGACAAAACUGGAACACUAACCAAAAAUCAAAUGAUCUUCCUUAAAUGCUACGUUGGGGGACGCAACUACCAUUUACAAAACACCCAAUUGUACAGCCCCGAUACAGAUGAAAGCCACGAGCUGGGCACAAUGGAUGCCGAGGUGAUGAACUUUUUUGAGGCCUUGUCCUUGUGCCAUACAGUGGAGGUUAUGGCAAGCUGUGAUGAAAAAUCCGCCGAAGCUCAAUCGGAGUACGAUAAUCUGAUAGCGACUGACAUUUGUGACAGAUACCAGGCAUCCAGUCCAGAUGAAAAGGCCAUACUUGAGGGCUGCGCCAAAUUGGGUCUCAUUUUUAAAGGUACUGACAAUAAUAGGAUGCACCUCAGCCGUAUCUUUGGAGGCCGAAUUGCUGGCGACUUACAAUACGAACGCCUGCAUGUACUCGAGUUUAGCUCGGAGAGAAAACGCAUGAGCGUUAUCGUUCGGGAUGAGAGCGGUCAGAUCUGGCUUUAUAGCAAGGGCGCUGAAGCUGCUAUUCUGCCACGCUGCAAGCAAACAUCUCCGACUGCUGAGACGGAUGUGCAAAUAACGGAAUAUGCCAAGGAGGGUCUACGUACCCUUGCUGUUGCAAGCCGAACCCUAACUGAAGAGGAAUAUGCCACAUUUCUCGCAUCAUGCAAAAAUGCCAAUAUUCAACUCAGCGAUCGAAAGGAGCUCAUCGAAGAGUGUUACGAGAGCAUUGAAGUUGAGCUUGACCUGCUGGGUGCUACGGCUUUGGAGGACGCACUCCAGGACGAUGUGGACAAAACGCUUAUUGCAUUACAGGAAGCUGGCCUAAAGAUAUGGAUACUAACGGGCGACAAGGUGGAAACUGCAUUAUCCAUUGGCAUGGCCUGCAAGCACAUACCGCAAGUAGCUGAGGUACAUUUUCUUAUCAACAUUACCGAACCGGAAGAGCUUCGAAAGCGCUUGAAUCAGCUCGAACUGGGCAUCGCAUCAAAUACAUCGACUCCCACUUGCCUGGUAAUCGAUGGUAUUACUGUGUCCGCGCUUUUAAGCCAUCUGCCCGACCAAUUUGCUGAAGUGGCACUCAAAUGCAAGGCUGUGCUCUGCUGUCGCCUGAGUCCACUUCAAAAGAGCGAAAUAGUUAUGCUUAUCAAGAAGUCGGGCAAACAUAUCACAGCAGCCAUCGGUGAUGGUGCCAAUGAUGUGUCCAUGAUCCAGGAGGCGCACAUUGGCAUUGGCAUUUCCGGUGUGGAGGGCAAACAGGCAGCCCGUAGCGCUGAUUAUUCCAUUGCCAAAUUUAAUAUGCUGCAACGCCUGUUGCUGGUCCAUGGCCAUUAUAAUACCGAGCGACUGGCAUUUAUGGUGCUCUUCUAUUGCUAUAAAAACAUUAUUAUCACUGGAUGCAUGGCGCUCUUUCAAGUAUAUGACUUAUAUUCGGCUACAUCCGUCUAUAACGAGCUGUACCUAUGGCUGUUCGAUAUUAUUUACAUAUCUUUCAGUUUCACGUAUCUGGCCAUGUCCGACAAGCAUUAUAGUGAGAACACCUUGUUAAGAUUCCCAACCCUAUACAAAGCAAUUUCGCACAAUAAGCUAAGCUCAUGGAAAACAUUUACGAUAUGGAUUUUAAAUGGUAUCGUUCAGACUUUCAUUAUAUUUUAUUUUGCGUACGCCGUGCUCAAUGAAAAUAAUGUCGUCUUCAAUGAGGGACAAACUGCAGAUUUUUCAACAUUUGGAACUAUGCUCAUAAUGGUACUCGUGAUUGUGGGAAACCUGAAGGUACUCUUAGUUUCACACUACAUGAGUUAUCUCAACUUUGCCUUUAUUAUUGCAUCAAUAUUUGCAUUUAUGUUAAGCACUUACCUUUACAAUUUGGACAGUAGCAGUACUCUCUAUCACGUCUACAAUAUGUUCUUGAGCUCGCUUCCCAUGUGGCUCUAUAUUAUUAUAUGUACAGUGGCAUGUUUGCUUCCCGACUUUGUAAUGAAAGCUGUUAACGAUAUGUUUUUAGACCCACCAGAGCCGAAAGAAAUCAUUAAUCCUAGAUCGUAACUGUCUGAAAAGAAAACUCCCCUGAUAUUUUUAUUAUUCUUCAUAUAUUAUUGCACAAUAAAUAUAUUAUUUUAGUCUUUAAUAAAACAAAUCGUUUAUGCUAA
Messenger RNA from Drosophila montana, 3516 nucleotides. RefSeq names its product phospholipid-transporting ATPase IF. Gene Ontology annotation, molecular function: ATPase-coupled intramembrane lipid carrier activity; ATP binding; ATP hydrolysis activity. Gene Ontology annotation, biological process: phospholipid translocation. Lineage: Eukaryota; Metazoa; Arthropoda; Insecta; Diptera; Drosophilidae. The record is from RefSeq and is a predicted model, not a curated record. The transcript has 8 exons. The coding region runs from base 209 to 3412 and encodes 1067 amino acids. Gene Ontology annotation, cellular component: endoplasmic reticulum; plasma membrane.